AUGUCUUCCAUCAGCAAUUCAAAUCAACAAACGGACACUGAAAAAGCUGUUUCCCAAUACGAGAAACGCAAACGAUUUCUUAGCUUGUCUCGGAGGUCUACGAAAAGCACUUCCAAUAUGGAAGUCAAGACCGUUAAGAUCCCGGAACCGCCCCGGGUUCCUCUCCUGGGAAAUGUUACCGAUAUCGACAUGGAGUACCCUUUAGGGUCGUUCAUUCACUUGGCUAACAAAUAUGGCCCAAUUUACAAAGUAGACCUCCUUGGACAAAAGACCGUUUGGGUCAACACACAUGCGUUGGUCAAUGAAAUUUGUGGUGAUGACAGGUUUAAGAAGAGCAUUGACGGCGAACUUGAGGAUGAAGGUUUUGCUAACUUUUCAACUUUGAAGCAUUUACGUGAGGCCGUACAUGACGGAUUGUUCACGUCCAAAGGAGAAGAAGAGGAGAACUGGGGAGUUGCGCACCGGGUCUUGAUGGCCGCCUUUGGCCCCCUUGCCAUCAGAGGCAUGUUUGACGACAUGCACGACCUCGCGUCUCAAUUAGCUCUCAAGUGGGCUCGUCACGGAUCCUCAACACCAAUUUCCAUUGGAGAAGACAUGACGAGACUCACCAUGGACACAGUCGCUCUCUGCUCUAUGGGUUUCAGAUUCAACUCCUACUACCGUGAGGAUACGCACCCGUUCAUUACCGCCAUGUACCGGGUACUGAAGGAAGCUGGUGACAAAACAUUACGUGUCUUGCCUCAGGUAUUUUACAAGUCGCAGGACAAAAAGUACAAAGAGAAUAUCAACUUGCUACGAACAACAGCCAGGGAGGUACUGCAGGCCCGGAAAGAAGAUCCCAACGGCCUAAAUACCAGGAAGGACCUCUUGACAGCCAUGCUGACCACGGUCGACACGGUCACUGGCCGGAAAAUGACAGACGAGAGCAUCAUCGACAAUCUCAUUACCUUCCUGGUUGCAGGCCACGAAACCACGGCAGCAACGUUUUCUUUCACUAUGUACUGGCUUAUCAAGAGGCCGGAGGUGUAUCGUAAAGUCCAACAAGAAAUUGACAGUGUUGUGGGCGAAGGCCCCAUUCGUCAAGAGCACGUUGGAAAGCUCAAGUAUUUAUCUGCGGUCUUACGAGAAACACUGCGCUUUAGCGCACCUAUACCAGCCUUUGCAAGGGAGGCCAAGAAAGAUGAGAUCCUUGGGGGCAAAUACCCAGUCAAGGCAGGAGAGACGCUCGUCGCAUGCCUGGCCAAGUCUCACUUUGACCCAGCAGUCUAUGGCGAUGAUGCCGAGGAGUUCAAGCCUGAGAGAAUGCUGGACGAGAACUUUGACCGCCUGAUGAAGGAAUUCCCCAACUGCUGGAGUCCAUUUGGCACGGGAAUGCGUGGUUGCAUUGGCCGCGCUUUUGCUUGGCAAGAAAUGCUACUCGCUCUUGCAGUUCUUUUCCAAAACUUCAACUUUGUCGCCCACAACCCGAACUACGACUUAAAGAUAGCCCAAACACUCACCAUAAAACCCAAGGACUUUUACAUCCGGGCAAUUUUGAGAGAGGGGUUGACCCCUUCUCUUCUUGAGGCUCGCCUUGCAGGAUCCAUUGUAGCGACUGGCGCUGGCGCUAAAGCCGCGACAUCUGAUGCACAGGUGAAGAAAGCUCCAAAGGAUACAUGCGGCAGCAACGGUGCGUCAAAGAAUAGUAAGCUGGCCGUGUUCUACGGGUCCAAUGCAGGAACCUGUGAGUUCAUGGCCCAAAGACUUGCCAGUGACGCCGCGUCGCACGGGUUCAGCGCAACAGUAGAUUCGCUCGACACUGCCAGAGAAUCUCUUCCAACUGAUGGCCCCGUCGUGAUUAUUACGUCUUCUUAUGAGGGUCAGCCACCGCAUAAUGCGGCGCUGUUUGUUGACUGGUUGACCAACUUGAAAGGCAAAGAACUUGAGAAUGUUUCAUACGCGGUUUAUGGUUGUGGACACGGAGACUGGGUCAAGACACAUCAGCGCAUUCCGAAACUGGUUGAUUCGUCGCUGAGCGAGCAUGGAGCAACUCGACUUGUCCCUCUCGACACAACUGACGCCAAGGAUCGUGACAUGUUCUCGGACUUUGAGGCAUGGGAAGACGAGAAGCUAUGGCCAGCACUUGUCAAGCAGUUUGGUGGCCACAAUGAAGCGGAAGACGGUGGAAUAUCCGAUGCAGGCUUGUCAGUUUCGUUUUCAACGCCCAGGACCUCGACUCUCCGCCAAGACGUCAAAGAUGCCCUUGUCAUUGAUUCACACGUCCUUGUUCAGGGCAAUGUCGGCCUGGAAAAACGACACAUUGAACUUCAACUUCCAACCAACAUGCGAUACUCAGCGGGCGACUACAUGGCGGUACUUCCGCAUAACCCGAAAGAUACUGUUGCUCGCGUCAUGCGUCGCUUCCACUUGACCUGGGACUCGCAUGUUACUAUCCAGUCCGCUGGCCCUACAACACUGCCAACUAAUGUCAGCAUCCCGGUUUCUGACGUUCUCAGUUCGUACGUGGAAUUAUGCCAAACAGCGACAAAAAGGAACAUUUCUGGGCUAGCGCAGCUGGCAAAGGACGAAGAAGUUCGAAACAGCCUCCAAAAGCUGGCUGCUGACGCCUAUGACUCUGAGGUCAAGGCUAAGCGCCUCUCUGUUCUCGAUAUUACCGAGAAAUUCCCCUCCUUGGCCGUUCCAUUCAAUCAUUUCUUACUCAUGCUGCCGCCAAUGCGUGUCCGUCAAUACUCAAUCUCUUCGUCUCCGUUGGUGGACCCUGGCGUCGCAACACUCACAUAUGGUGUCCUUGAUGAGCCCGCGUUGUCCGGCAAAGGUCGGCACAUCGGCGUCACUUCUUCUUAUCUCUCCUCUCUCACUGCUGGAGACAAAGUUCAGGUCGCAGUUCGUCCGGCACAAGGUGGCUUCAAGCUGCCAAUCGAUAUGGACAAGACUCCUAUUCUUUGUGUUGCCGCCGGCACUGGGCUGGCGCCGUUCCGCGCCUUCGUCCAGGAAAGAGCGAUCCUCAUCGGUAACGGCCUUUCUCUUGCGCCCGCAAUUCUGUUCUUUGGAUGCCGCGACCCGGCGGCAGACGACCUUUACCGCGAAGAAUUUGACAAAUGGGAGGCUUUGGGAGCAGUUAAGGUAUACCGAGCAUACAGCCGCAAACCUGAGGCUUCAGAUGGGUGUAAAUACGUCCAGCACCGGAUUUGGAAGGAGAGGGAAAUGCUUUACGACCUUUGGGACCAGGGUGCUAAGGUGUACGUCUGCGGUUCCAAUCAGAUUGCUGAGGGCGUGAAGGAGAUUGUUCUCAAGGCCGCACAUGAGAAGAGCGAGAAGGAUGACGGCGAGCCGAUGAGUGAGGAGGAGAUGGAAGAAUGGUUCAACCGCAUCCGAAAUGAGCGCUACGCGACCGAUGUCUUCGACUGA
Colletotrichum truncatum is the source of this 3408-nucleotide messenger RNA. RefSeq names its product bifunctional p-450:NADPH-p450 reductase. Gene Ontology annotation, molecular function: FMN binding; heme binding; flavin adenine dinucleotide binding. The record is from RefSeq and is a predicted model, not a curated record. Lineage: Eukaryota; Fungi; Ascomycota; Sordariomycetes; Glomerellales; Glomerellaceae. Gene Ontology annotation, cellular component: cytosol.